Messenger RNA from Sinocyclocheilus rhinocerous, 1974 nucleotides. RefSeq names its product putative aminopeptidase W07G4.4. NCBI's taxonomy places the organism in Eukaryota, Metazoa, Chordata, Actinopteri, Cypriniformes, Cyprinidae. Gene Ontology annotation, biological process: proteolysis. Gene Ontology annotation, cellular component: cytoplasm. Gene Ontology annotation, molecular function: metalloaminopeptidase activity; manganese ion binding. The coding region runs from base 66 to 1433 and encodes 455 amino acids. The record is from RefSeq and is a predicted model, not a curated record. The transcript has 15 exons.
UUUGAAAUCUGUCAGCUGACAUCACGACAGCACUUCUGUGCAAGGCGAAAUAAGGAUCCGUGAGGAUGUCUGUAAGUGUCCAGCCUCUCCAGUGUACAGCUGACUGCAAGGACCAGAAUUUUGAUGGCAUAAUCUUGAUAUGCCAAAGUUAUGAGCAGCUUCCUGAUGAGCUGGAGUGUUUGAAAGCACCAUUACAGGACUACAGCGCAGUGGACUGUUGCGUCGGUGAAGAAAUCAUUUUUGACUUUUCUGCUUGUCUGUAUCAGUGUAACCUAGUUAUAUUUCUGUGUCAUCAGCCUUUAGAGGUGAGGGAGCACAAGUCGUCCCCUCAUAAGGUGGCUGUGCUGGGCAUCUGGGUGAAGAACCAGGCGCAGGGAGAAGCCGUUACUGAGCUGGCCACUGCUCUGGAGAGCGGCAGGCUUGUCUAUCGUGACAUCGGUGGCUCUGACCCGGAGCGAAUGGCUGCCCCACGUGUAGCUGAAUAUGUGCAAGCAGUUUUCAAGGAUAGCCCUGUAACGGUGACUGUAGUGAGUAAUUUGAAUACUCUGGAGAAGGAGUAUCCCUGUUUGGCUGCAGUCAACCGCUGUGCUAACACUGUGCCGCGCCACCAGGCCCGAGUGAUCAAGCUGCUGUACUGUGGGGAAGGACCCAUUCAACAGACCCUCAUGGUGGUUGGCAAGGGUAUUACGUAUGACACCGGUGGAGCCGACAUCAAGGCCGGAGGAAUCAUGGCUGGAAUGCACAGAGAUAAAUGUGGAUCUGCGGCUGUUGCUGGCUUCUUCCAGAUCUUAGCCAAACUAAAGCCUAAACACCUGAAGGUUGUGGGUGCAAUGGCAAUGGUGCGGAACAGUGUCGGAUCUGAUUGUUAUGUAGCUGAUGAGUUGGUGGUGUCUCGUGCUGGUCGCAGAAUCCGAGUUGGAAACACUGAUGCUGAAGGAAGAAUGGUGAUGGUGGACUUGCUAUGUGAGAUGAAGGAGCAGGCAUUGAAGGAGGUGUCUCCUCAGCUCUUCACUAUCGCCACUCUGACAGGACAUGCUAUCAGAGCCAUGGGACCUCAUUACUCUAUCAUAAUGGAUAACGGUGCUGCUCAACGCUCAGGAAACGCUCUGCAGUGGCAGAAAGCGGGAGAGGUGCUGGGAGAUCUGUUUGAGGUGUCCACCAUUCGUCGAGAGGAUUACGAGUUCCACAAAGGGAAGUCUGAGUAUGAAGAGAUCCUGCAGUCUAAUAACCUGCCCUCGUCCGCCACACCGCGUGGACACCAGACGCCUGCCGCCUUCCUCAUCAUGGCUUCUGGACUGGAUAAGCAUGGAGUGGACUCGGACAAACCUCUGCCUUACUCUCAUAUCGACAUUGCUGGAUCCAGCGGCCCCUUCCCUGGUGUCCCCACAGGCGCCCCAAUUCUUGCCAUGGCAACAAAGUACCUGGAGCUUUAAAUGCAUGUCCAAUGAUUUUUCUGGUCCUUCAUUAUUUCAGUUAUUUCCAUCUAGUGCCAUUUCUCGAUUAAUGGUUUUCAUAUCUGCUCCAUCUGACACAUUGUGUGUUCAUGUAAGACUGGGGCAAAUCAUGACCUUUGCUGCUUCUAACCCAUCUUGAACACUGUCCAUUUUCUCAUUCUGUUGUCACUCCAUACAUACAUAAAUGCAUCUCUUCAUGUCCUUAAAAACCUCUACGCUCCUCUUACUCACACACAAAAUCAUCUUAUCCGAUUAUUCUUUAGUACUGUGCACGUUUUCCGUUUCUAAUUAGCAUUUACCGAGCUGAAAGUGAAUUAACCAGUGUUUUAUUUCCGUUCUUACCUUGUAGCCUUAGUGUCUGAGUUGAACUGACAUGGAAGAAGAGGUGGGGAAGUUGAGCCAGUGAUUGAUAAUGAAUUUACAUCUGUGAAUUUGUUUGGCAAUACUGUGAGACGAAAAAUGCAUAUUGUACAACUGCCCAUUUUGUACUAGUAUAGUUGUGUGUAAUCUAGAAAAAAAA